Oenanthe melanoleuca is the source of this 2453-nucleotide messenger RNA. RefSeq names its product nucleoside diphosphate kinase-like. Gene Ontology annotation, biological process: CTP biosynthetic process; UTP biosynthetic process; GTP biosynthetic process. NCBI's taxonomy places the organism in Eukaryota, Metazoa, Chordata, Aves, Passeriformes, Muscicapidae. The record is from RefSeq and is a predicted model, not a curated record. Bases 307 to 768 code for a protein of 153 amino acids. The transcript has 5 exons. Gene Ontology annotation, molecular function: nucleoside diphosphate kinase activity.
GCUCCCUGCGGGCGGGAGGCCGCGCCGUAGCCACGGCAACCGCUGUGCCGGGGGGGCACGGCUAAGCCGAGCGGGGACCCGCCGUGACACGGCUUGACACAGCCCCGGGGCGCCACACGGGCUGCAGAGCCAGCGGGGAGCCCGCGGGGGACGCACUGAGAGACACACCCGGGAACACAGCGGGCUAUCCGGGCUGCGAGCCCCACCGGGGCCACCGGCGGGGGACACCGUUUGCUACAGCCACCGGGCCACCAGCGGGGGAAAGGGCUUAAAGUUUGCGAGAUUCAUCGGAACACCAGCGGGACCAUGGCUGCCAUCGACGAGCGCACCUUCAUCGCCAUCAAACCCGACGGGGUCCAGAGGGGGCUGGUGGGGGAGAUCAUCAAGCGCUUCGAGACAAAAGGAUUCAAACUGGUAGCCAUGAAAUUAAUACAUGCCUCUGAGGACCUUCUGAGGGAGCACUACAUCGACCUGAAGGACCGGCCGUUCUACGAUGGCCUGGUGCAGUACAUGCACUCGGGGCCUGUCGUGGCCAUGGUGUGGGAAGGUCUUAAUGUGAUUAAGACUGGGAGGCUGAUGCUGGGGGAAACCAAUCCAUUUGAUUCCAAGCCUGGCACUAUUCGUGGGGACUUCUGUGUCCAAGUUGGAAGGAACAUCAUUCAUGGCAGUGAUUCUGUGGAAAGUGCUGAGACAGAGAUCAAUUUAUGGUUCACUCCUGAAGAACUGGUUGAUUACAGAAGCUGUGCUCAUGAGUGGAUCUAUGAUUAGCACCCAGCCUGGAUCUUCUGAUAUCCCCAUGUCCAUCAGCAGCUGCCAGCCUCUAGCUAUUCUGAAGAAUUCCCUCAUAGAAACCUCAGAAAACAGUGAGAUUGCUGUGUUGUGGAUGUUAAGUAGAGUCAGUACUUGCUGCUCCUUUGAUUUAAAAGCCAUCAAGUUACAGAUGGAAUUGCACAUUUUAAAAGCUGCUUCUGGGAUUGAGAGAUAUGAGGUGAAACAAAGAGCAGAUAACAGAUUUUUGGAAGCACUUUAUAGUCAUAGAAGGUAUUUUGGUAAACAUUACAAAAAUAGGUAAAAAUUUAUUUGGUAAAUAAAUAUGCAAAUGACUCAGAGUCAGAGGUUAACUUUGCUAAGACAUUAGAGGACAACUGAUGGUGUGAAAAUGCAUUAUAUAUAAUAUGCCCAGAAAUAAUAUGCCCAAGAAUAAUAUGCCCAAUGUUGAGGAUUUACUUUAUAUCAAGUCAAGCAUGUUCCCAUUCCUAAAACAGCUGCAGAAAAAAGCCCACUUCUCCCCCCAGAACAUGCUGUGGCCACAGAGAGCUCAGCUCUGGCUAAAAUAACAUCUGGCCUCCACACUGACACUGUUUCAAUUGCUCUUUUUUCCAUCUACAUGGGAUUUAUUUAGCAUUUUAAGAUUAAAAUUUAAAUUUAAUUUAGCAUUUAAAGAUUAACUGGCCAGGCUUUAUGAAAUGUCCUUUUAUGUGAAAAGAAGAUUAAUGUGAGGAUGGAUGAGGGAGAUUCUACCUUCAGCCACUUCAGUGCAGCAGCUCUCUGACAUUGCACAGAGCAAUAAGUGGUGUUUGCUUUGCCAGUUGAACAGCUGAUAAUUUAGCUUUGUUCUCUUUUAGUGUCCUUGUUGGGGUUAGGUUUCUUUUCUUUUGUUCCUUCUUACCUAUAGAAUUUCUCCCAUGAGUUGCUGCGAAAUGCUGACUGCUGGUACUUAUGACUACUUGAAAAAACAAAGGGUUGGCUGGGCCCAGGUAAAAGAAGGGCAGGGGACAACUACCCUCUCUCACUCUGCAGCUUCGGGUAGGAGCUGCUGCUGCUGAGAAAAGGGAUUUGCCACAACCCAGCCCGGAGCUCCUUCUCUUCUCCUUCUCCUUCUCCUUCUUUCUCCUUCUCCUUCUCCUUCUCCUUCUCCUUCUCCUUCUCCUUCUCCUUCUCCUUCUCCUUCUCCUUCUCCUUCUCCUUCUCCUUCUCCUUCUCCUUCCUGCCUUCCCUGUCAGACACCUGUCUUUCCAAACUGAGACAGUCCUUUAGUAGCUGGAGCUACAAAGCAAACGGUCCUUGGGUAAUUUGUUUCAGAAGUGACUUUGGCACUAUCAUUUUGUAUUUAUUUAAUGAUGUAAAGAAGUACAGUCAUAAAAAUGCAAAAGGUGUUUCAGUUUCAACAGCACAAGUUGUACUGGAUGAGGAAGUUGGCAUUGAUAUUAUGUAUUUAUUUCCCUGCAACAUUUUAUUCACUAAGAACAAGAGUUCUUUGGAAUCAGUUGCUCAAGCUCCAGGAUUUUUUUCCCCCCACACUGAGUUCUUAUAUCUGAAUACUGAACUAUGCAGUGAAUGUUGAAUUGAAAGCUUAUGAUACCUUAUCGUGAUAUUGAGCUCCUAAAGAGUGAUGGCACAAAAUAAAACAAUAAUUGCUGUUUCUUAAGUGAAAUAAAAUUAAAUUUUAAAUA